AAUCCUAACCUCUCAAAAUCUGUGCAUAUAUUCUCCUACAGAGACUAGAGCUAGGCUUGCUUGCUUGCUCCCUCUCUCUUUCUCUCUCUCUCUCUCUGCGGAAAUGGCAAGUGAGCGAGAAAUUUCAUAUUCUUCCCGAAGCUAUGAUGUCUCGGAUGAGGAAGAAGACGAGGAGGAAGAGGAAGAAGACGAGGAGGAGGAGUGCAGAGAUCGUGAACCAUUGUAUGGGAGGUGCAGUUCUGGUCUAAAACCAAAAUGUCUGAGCCGGGUGUUGGACCCCAGAGCCAAAUGGGUCCAGGAAUGGAACAGGGUUUUUCUCCUGGUCUGCGCCACAGGCCUCUUCGUCGACCCACUCUUCUUCUACGUCCUCUCCAUAAACAGUACCUGUAUGUGUCUCUUCGUGGACGGGUGGUUCGCCAUCACCGUGACCGCCCUCCGGUGUAUGACGGACGCCUUGCACCUCUGGAACAUGUGGCUGCAGCUCAAGAUGGCGAAGCGGACGUUCCACGUGGUCGGCGAAGAAGGGAGCCGGCUGCACGACGCCAGCGCCAGCACGGUGGCCCUCCGGUACUUGAAGGCGAAAAAGGGCUUCUUCUUCGACCUGUUCGUCAUCCUCCCUCUACCCCAGAUUGUACUGUGGGUGGCAAUUCCCUCCUUGUUGGAGAGAGGCUUAACAACAACAGUGAUGACAGUGCUCUUGAUCAUAUUUCUCUUCCAAUACCUCCCCAAAAUCUACCACUCAGUCUGCCUACUACUCCGAAUGCAAAACGUUUCCGGCUACAUAUUCGGCACCAUUUGGUGGGGAAUCGUCCUCAACAUGAUUGCCUACUUUGUCGCCUCCCAUGCAGCAGGAGCAUGUUGGUACUUGUUAGGCCUGCAGAGAGCUGCAAAAUGCCUGAAAGAGGAAUGUGCAGUGGCAAAUUAUUGUAGCACAAAAACACUUGCUUGUAAAAAUCCUAUCUACUAUGGAACAACUAGCCUGUUGAAAGAUAGAGCAAGACUUGCAUGGGCAAACAACAAGCACGCGCGGUUUACUUGCCUGGACAGUGCUGAUAAUUUUGAAUAUGGAGGUUAUAGAUGGACAAUUCAGCUUGUUACCAACGAUAAUCGCUUGGAAAAGAUUCUGUUUCCACUUUUCUGGGGCCUAAUGACACUAAGUACUUUUGGAAACUUGGAGAGUACCACAGAAUGGUUGGAAGUCAUAUUCAAUAUUAUUGUUCUCACCAGUGGACUCAUUCUGGUCACUAUGUUGAUUGGAAAUAUUAAGGUGUUCUUGCAUGCGACCACAUCAAAGAAACAAACAAUGCAACUAAAAAUGAGGAACAUAGAGUGGUGGAUGAGGAGGAGGAAAUUGCCUUUGGGUUUCAGGCAGAGAGUGCGUAAUUAUGAGAGGCAAAAGUGGGCAGCGAUGCGUGGCGUUGAUGAAUGGCAGAUGACGAAGAACCUCCCCGAGGGCCUCAGGAGGGACAUCAAGUACCAUCUCUGUCUGGACUUGGUGAGACAGGUGCCAUUGUUUCAACACAUGGAUGAUCUAGUCCUGGAGAACAUUUGCGAUCGUGUGAAGUCCCUCAUAUUCACUAAGGGAGAAGUAAUAACGAGAGAGGGUGACCCAGUCCAGAGAAUGCUGUUUGUAGUAAGGGGCCAUCUCCAGAGCAGUCAAGUACUCCGAGAUGGUGUGAAAAGUUGCUGCAUGUUAGGCCCUGGAAACUUCAGUGGGGACGAGCUCUUGUCAUGGUGCCUUAGAAGACCCUUCAUUGAAAGGCUACCCCCAUCUUCAUCAACCCUAAUCACCCUUGAAACCACUGAGGCAUUUGGGCUAGAAGCUGACGACGUGAAGUAUGUCACACAACAUUUCAGAUACACAUUUGUGAAGGAAAGAGUCAAGAGAAGUGCGAGAUACUACUCGCCUGGGUGGAGGACUUGGGCAGCUGUGGCCAUUCAGUUGGCUUGGAGGAGGUACAAACACCGGUUGACACUCACUUCAUUGUCAUUUAUCCGGCCAAGAAGACCCGUAUCACGGUGCUCUUCGCUAGGGGAGGACAGACUCCGGCUUUAUACAGCCAUGUUAACUUCACCAAAGCCAAAUCAAGAUGAUUUCGACUUCUGAAGUCGAUAAAAAAAACUGAGUGGAUCAGUGAACUUUUGUCUACAAAAUUGUAAGUACUGUGAAAAAUGUUCAAGCUAGGCAUGUUCUUUCAUUGCUUAUUUCACAGCUCAAUUUUGUAAAGGGAACCAUCGGGUUCUUGGUUAUAAAGGCAGGCCUGUUAAUAAAAACAAUCGUUGUACAAUGGUCUGCAACUCAUGUCACUUUUGUAGUGUCUGCCCGUGGGAUGUGAUCUUCGAUCUCCACCUUGUAAAUUCUGUCUAUUGGACAGUGUUAUUAAGGAAAGUCGUCACUUCUCCUCCCAA
Molecule: messenger RNA, 2409 nt
Organism: Vitis riparia (riverbank grape)
Lineage: Eukaryota; Viridiplantae; Streptophyta; Magnoliopsida; Vitales; Vitaceae
Product: cyclic nucleotide-gated ion channel 4
Exons: 7
Coding region: 104-2107 (667 amino acids)
Source: RefSeq, a predicted model, not a curated record